Penicillium waksmanii is the source of this 1356-nucleotide messenger RNA. RefSeq lists its product as uncharacterized. The record is from RefSeq and is a predicted model, not a curated record. The coding region runs from base 1 to 1356 and encodes 451 amino acids. The transcript is spliced from 3 exons. Gene Ontology annotation, molecular function: protein kinase activity; ATP binding. Gene Ontology annotation, biological process: protein phosphorylation. Lineage: Eukaryota; Fungi; Ascomycota; Eurotiomycetes; Eurotiales; Aspergillaceae.
AUGCCACUCGAUCAUAUCGGCAAACCUGCCAACGGAGGAUCAGACCCGCUCGCCAAUUAUAAUGAUGGAAGAAAAGCCGUGCAAGGAGCUGGCUCGCCCUUGAAGAAACGAUUCCCAUCAUAUCCUGGUCUUGAUCGUUUUGAACUUUUGGAUUUAUUGGGUACGGGGGCAUUUAGCAAUGUCUAUCGAGCCUCCGACCGCAAGAACAAGAAAGCCGAAGUCGCAGUUAAGGUCCUGAGGAAGUUUGAAAUGAACGAACAACAGGGAACGUCAAAAAAAGAGAUUGAAAUUAUGCGACAAUUGAGACACCCCAACGUAUCUGAGCUCAUCGACUGCAUCGAGACACAUCAGUACUGCCACAUUAUAAUGAAGCUCAGUUCCGGUGGAGAGUUGUUUAAUCAGCUGGUCAAACUUACAUAUUUGAGUGAGGAUUUGGCCAGACAUGUCAUUAGGCAAGUUGCAGAGGCGGUUUCGUAUCUCCAUCAAACGCUUGGCGUUGUUCACCGAGACAUUAAACCAGAAAAUAUUCUGUUCGAGUCCAUACCGAUGAAGCCGAGCAAGACUCCGAAGCCAACACUUCGUGGAGAAGAAGACAAACUUGACGAAGGAGAUUUCAUCCCCGGCGUGGGCGGAGGAGGAAUCGGGGUUGUCACACUGGGAGACUUUGGCUUGUCUAAAAUUAUUGCCGGCGUUCCGACUGCAACACCGUGUGGUACGAUGUCAUAUGCGGCUCCUGAAAUAGUGCGCGAUGAAAAGUAUACGACCGAAGUGGAUAUGUGGGCAAUUGGCUGUGUACUGUACACUCUUUUAGCCGGGUACCCACCCUUCUACGACCCCGACACAAAGGUCUUGAUGAGAAAGGUUGCAAAGGGGCAGUACACUUUUGAUUCGCCUUGGUGGAACGACAUAUCCAAUGACGCCAAAGACAUUGUUUCGAGACUUUUGACCGUGAACACGGACGAAAGGUUGAACAUUGAAGAAUUCCUUGCCCACCCCUGGAUCACGCAAUCUGGCAAGAAAGAAAAUCCCAAGGAGUCCAAGAAUGCACCUCAAAAUGCCCCCGAUACGAAUGGUGAUACGAAAACCGCCAAAACCCCAGAGGUACCGGCCACAGAAGCUAUACGUGAAGCGCGUGUGGAAGCACGAACACCUGGUUUCAUGAACGUUCGAGAGCUAUUCGACGUUGUAUUCUCAGCACACCAACAUGGACAAAACGAAACACAAAAAGAGUCUCCCGAGGCAAAUUUCGUCGCGGCCACUGAAAGGAGAGAAUCAAGUGAUGAGAGUAUCCAUGAUAAGCUUGAUAUUGUAAACAGCACGCUGCUCCAGAAGCGACAUGCUCGGAAAAAGGAGUGA